Molecule: messenger RNA, 4156 nt
Organism: Toxotes jaculatrix (banded archerfish)
Lineage: Eukaryota; Metazoa; Chordata; Actinopteri; Toxotidae
Gene: iffo2b
Product: intermediate filament family orphan 2b
Exons: 8
Coding region: 564-2051 (495 amino acids)
Source: RefSeq, a predicted model, not a curated record
GCUCUGCGGUCCUGCAUCCUGCCAUCCCGCCGCACCACAUGGAGACUGAAUAGAGCUUCAGUAAACGGGGAAUGAUAGGGAAAGAAGGUGGACCGUAUUCCUCUGUCGGCUGGCUAUAUGAACCCGCACAGCAUCUGCUUCUCCUGACAAAGCAAAGGCAAACACAGAGAUGAGGGCGAGGGAAAGUAAUGCCGGUACUUAUUGCGGUCUGCGUCAAACCUCUUGCUGCUUCAGGAGAUGAUGCCCUCGGUGCCUCUUAAAGGACUUUCUGGGUUUAUUAUUUGCUUGUGAACACCCAUGCUGCAGGGGUCCAUGUUAGUAUCUCGGGGUAAACAUCCAGCAGGGACAGUGAUGGCCACCCCAUCUCCAGCCGCCCAGUCACUCUCAGCAUCUGCAUUGUAAGGAGAAACUCGCCCUGGGGUGAGUGGGAUACUGAAGGAAUAUGCAGAGAUAAAAAACCAAAAAAACAAAAACAAAAACAAAACCACAACAGCAGUUUUUUGUUGUUUCAUCCAAACCAGACAGAGCCAUAGUUGGAUUACCGGGUGUUGUUGUGCACCACCAUGAACUCUCUUUUUUUCUCCGACACUCCGCCCGGUCCGGUCUGUAACGUCCCUAGCGGGUCCGGCGCGGUGACCAGCGCCCUGCGAAAUGACCUGGGCUCCAACAUCCAUGUGCUGAAAACCCUCAACCUGCGAUUCCGCUGCUUCCUUGCCAAAGUCCAUGAACUGGAGAGGAGAAAUAAACUGCUGGAGAGCCAGCUGCAGCAAGCUCUGCAGAGACCGCAGUACCGUCACCUCUACGCCCGCGAAGUUGCAGUGCAGACGGACGGUCCCGAGUCGCGUCUGCCGGGAACCAUCUGGAGUUUCACCCACGUCCGGAGGCAAGGGGAACGUUUCGAGACCCUGCAUGGGCCCGGAGUGACGUGGACGCAUCCGGACGGAGUUGGGGUCCAAAUUGACACCAUUACCCCGGAACUGAGGGCUCUGUAUAACGUGUUGGCCAAAGUGAAGCGGGAGAGGGACGAGUACAAGAAAAGAUGGGAGGAGGAACUGUCCAAACGGGAGCAGCUGGAGUCCACGGUGGAAUCCCUGCAGCAGAGUGCCCGGGAGUCAUCAGAGAUCCAGGAUGAGCUGAGCGAGAAGGUGGACAGGCUGAAGGCUGAACUCGUGGUCUUCAAGAGCCUGAUGAGUGAUCAAAUGUCUGACCUGGACUCCAAGAUUCAAGAGAAAGCCAGGCGGGUGGACAUGGACAUCUGCAGGCGGAUCGACAUUACAGCCAAACUGUGCGAUGUGGCUCAGCAACGCAACUCCGAGGACAUGUCCAAGAUGUUCAACGUCAGUCCAGCCAGGUCGCUCCCAGAGAAGGGUGCCAUGGCCUGCUGCAGGAGGAAAGAGCGUAAAACCAUGUCCGAUGAGGAGAAUUCAGAAAUGGAUGCCGAGCCCAGCCCUUCAGAGGAGGAGGUCCCCGGGUCACUCAACAUCACGGAUGAAAUGAAACGCAUGCUCAACCAGCUACAUUGUUCAGAUAACUCCUUUGUUGCCAGGCGCGAGACAUUCGACAUCGACGACGACUGUGACAGUCUGACAUGGGAGGAAAACGAGGAGACGCUGUUGCUGUGGGAGGACUUCACAAACUACAAUGUACCCUGCGCCAUCACCGCAACGACCUGCACGUCCACGGGCCCCUGCGACGGUAACGGUGACGUCGCCGAUCCAGACUCCCAGGAUGGAAGUCUUGGCAGCCUCAUUGAUGAAACAGAGUCACUAUUUAAGACCAGAGAGCAGGAGUACCAGGAGACCAUCGGCCAGAUCGAGAUGGAGCUGGCCACAGCAAAGAGUGACAUGAACCGACAUCUGCAUGAGUACAUGGAGAUGUGCAGCAUGAAGAGAGGCCUGGACGUGCAGAUGGAGACCUGCCGACGGAUGAUUAAAGGUGGCAGGAACUCUCCUUCUUUCAGCUCUGUGGCCAGCAGCGACUCAGGGAACACAGAUGAGAUCCAGGACGAGAUUUCAGACAAGGACGCAGAGGCCGAAGUCUCCGUUAGUUGAUGGUUGCAUAGCCGGGCUUUGUCCCAUCUCCUCCUUGACCACCCCUUUUUAUCACAGGGGUUAAAUAUGUAUAGAGCUCCACCUGGCUAGAGGUGGACCAACUUAAAUCUGGUCCUGUUUGACCUGGUAAAGUUCUGAUGGUCGUGCUCACUGAUGCAGUCUCAGAACUGGUGCUUUUAUACUAUUUCUGUUGUUUAGAAAGUGGUGGGGAGAGAGGCGGGCGUCUUUGCUUCACAAAGAGAAAAAGGGUGCAUAUUGAGUCCGAGCUGUGCUUUCUUCCUCACUGCUGCCUCGCUGGAUUCUUGUCCAGAGCUUCACAUCAUUUUUGGGGAGAGAAAAAGACAUUCUCAAAUGUUUUAAACUGGCUGAGAAGUAUUUUCUACAAAUUCUUACCCUAUAUUAAUGUCCUUUUAUUCUAAAGGAAUUGAAAAUAGUACAUAUUGUGCUUCUUGUUCGGUGAACAACAAAUACAUUAUUCAUAGAAAAUAAAGUACAUCCAUCUUUUAAAUUUUAAUAUUCCUUUUAGAUUGCAGAAAGUCCGUUCCCCUUGAUUGGAAUACUGUUUUGUGUUUUUGUCUUAUUUAAGUCCAGGUGGGCUCAUUUGCAAUCCAGAGUCUCUUCUGCCAAGAAGACAAAAUAAGAGGUGGAGACAAAUGGUGUUGGAGUUCUGGUGGUUUCUGAGGGAACUCUGCAGGGUUGCCAAAGUUGACAGAGGAAAGGAGCACAGCCUUUGAUGCAUCAGUGCACUACUGAAGUUCUAUGCAAUUUAGCUGGCCUUAUUUUCAGACUGGCUUUCACCUUUCAUCAUUUCUCUUAAAACCAAUACGAUUAGCCUUUUAAGCAAAGCAGGUGUUUUCUAUGUAUCAUUUUAAGAAGUCUUUUUUUGUGUGUGAGUGUGUUUGAGUGUGAAAAAAAAGUCUUUAGUUGGGAUAUUUGUUUUUUCAUGGACAUCAACAAUAAAAACUUGGAACAGCGCCCCCUGAACGAGGGACUGAUAUCUUUAUCCAUGACAAUAAUAUAGAUAACUAGCUACUUGCUGCUGAAAGAGAAGUUCUGAUUCAGAUGUACCUCAGUGGGGAAACAUUGUUCUUAUCUUGUGCAGUUUAGUUUUUAUAAAAGAAAUCCAAUAAAGUUAUCAAAGCCAAAACAGGCUCUGAAACCUAUUAAGCAAAACCAAAGGACACAUAUUGAAAAGUUUCUCUUUCACACAAUCAUUCAUAAACAAUCCUAAUUUUUAAUUCAUUGUAUUUUGGAGAAAAGAUUUCUUUGUUUAUGUGUGGUGUUAUUUUCCACCUAAAUGACCACAGAUUAUUUCCUCCUGUCCUGCAGGGGACUCUGUUCCAGACAGGUUGCACAUCCUGCUUUGUCCUUUCUGAAUCGGGGCUACAUGUGUCAGACUGUACAUAGAGAGCUGUAGGCAUGUGAUCGUAUACCCCAGAGGCCUUUUUGUUCAUAUUAGUCUUUUGCAACAGUUUGAGAUGUCUCACAAUUUCGCUUUUCAGUGCUUCCACUGGAUUAGCGUAGAAACUGAGCGACGCAUGGGGACAGAAGUGAUCUUUUUAUCACCUCUUUGUAUUAUAAUGUAUGUAGGGUUUGCUGGAUCAAAGAUAAGUGCUACUUCUAUCUUGAAGAUUUACAGAAGCAGAAUGUCAAAAUACAGGCCUUUUGUUAUUUCAGCAUGUUUCUGUGGAGAAAAGGAGCUAUGGGUCUUUUUUUUAUAACAUUAUUUUUUGAACUAAAUAGCUGCAAUGCAGACUGUGCGCUACGUUUUUAAUCAAAACACUGUCUAUCCUAAUCAUUGAUUACUUGUAUUUGUGGCAGAAACUGUAUUUUUCACUGUUUUUAAUCAUUCUGUGUUAACCAAAAAGUGUGUUAAUCUCACCAUAUUCAGCUUUUAUUAUAUUUUCGGGACUAUUAAAUUUGUUCCAGAUGUUUUGGUCAUUUAUUGACUAACUCAGACCACCCAUAAUAAAAUCUAAUUGAUUGUAUCAGACAAGAAUGAGAAGCAGACUUACUCACAGAGAAAAGUUCACAUGCUUUUUUUUUUUGUUUGUUUGAGUUGAUGUAAAACCAGCCUGAUAAGUAACAAAGAGCCAUUCUUUUAU